Messenger RNA from Ilex paraguariensis (yerba mate), 2124 nucleotides. NCBI's taxonomy places the organism in Eukaryota, Viridiplantae, Streptophyta, Magnoliopsida, Aquifoliales, Aquifoliaceae. The record is from the annotation of a GenBank genome assembly.
CCCCCCCCCCCCUUCUCGCUCUCUCUCCAGAAUGUCUUAUGUGCCUCCUCAUCUCAGGAAUUCCAUUACCACCAAAGCCACAUCAACAACAGCCCUAGACUGUAACACUGAUUAUUAUUCGAACCUCACCUCUCCAUUCUCUCACUCCAACCAUUCCAACAGCAAUCACAACAACACUAGCAUUAGCAACAUUAACUGCAACAAUUUCUCGUCGGCGUCCUCCAAUGCAGCUCGUCGGAGCUCAGGCAACGCCCCCUACCCCGUCUUCCCUCAAUGGAACCCAUCCGAACGCGUUCUCCGUCUUAAACCUGAACAGAUAGAAGAGGUACGUCUACGGCUUAGUGUUGAUGUUACUGUUGCUCAGGACUCUCCUCCUGCUCCUGCUCCAAUAGAAUCAUUCACAGAUAUGUGCUUGCACGCUAGCAUCAUCAAGGAUAUUGCCUUUCACGAAUACACUAGUCCUACUUCUAUUCAAGCUCAGUCCAUGCCAGUUGCUUUGAGCGGAAGGGAUCUUUUAGGUUGCGCUGAGACAGGAAGUGGCAAAACUGCAGCAUUCACCAUUCCUAUGAUACAGCAUUGCCUUGCUCAGCCUCCUGUACAGCGUGGUGAUGGGCCUCUGGCAUUGGUAUUAGCUCCCACAAGGGAGCUUGCACAACAAAUAGAGAAAGAGGUUAAGGCUUUCAGCCAAUCUUUGGAGUCUUUCAAAACUGCCAUAGUUGUGGGUGGGACCAACAUUGCUGAGCAGAGGUCUGCGCUAGGAGCAGGGGUGAAUGUGGUGGUUGCUACUCCUGGAAGAUUUAUUGAUCAUUUACAACAAGGAAACACAUCUCUCUGUAGAAUUUCAUUUGUUGUUUUGGAUGAAGCUGAUAGAAUGCUUGACAUGGGGUUUGAACCCAAGAUAAGAGAGAUCAUGCAGAAUCUUCCGGAAAAGCAUCAAACUUUACUGUUUAGUGCGACCAUGCCAGUGGAGAUUGAAGCACUAGCACAGGAGUACUUGACUAAUCCGGUGCAAGUGAAGGUGGGAAAAGUGAGUAGCCCAGCAGCAAAUGUAUCCCAAAUUUUGGAGAAGGUUUCUGAAAAUGAGAAGAUUGAUCGACUUCUAGCUUUGCUUGUUGAGGAGGAUACUCAGGCUGAAAGAUCUGUCCAUCCAUUUCCUUUGACCAUUGUAUUUGUUGAGCGGAAGACUAGGUGUGAUGAAGUUGCAGAAGCGCUGAUAGCACAAGGUUUGCAAGCUGUUGCUCUUCAUGGUGGCCGUAGUCAAAGCGAAAGAGAGGCUGCCCUUCAUGAUUUUAGGCGUGGUCAUACUAAUAUCUUGGUUGCCACUGAUGUUGCAUCUCGUGGUCUAGACGUUUCUGGGGUUGCUCAUGUAGUUAAUCUAGAUCUUCCAAAGACCAUGGAAGAUUAUGUACACCGUAUCGGUAGGACAGGCCGUGCUGGAUCAACAGGCCGAGCUACUUCAUUUUACACUGACCGUGAUACGUUCCUUGUCACCCAAAUAAGGAAAGCAAUAGCAGAUGUGGAAUCUGGCAACACUGUGGCUUUUGCCACUGGGAAGGUUGCUAGAAGGAAGGAGAGAGAAGCAGCAGCUGCCCAAAAAGACGCUCAGAUUGCACUGUCCAAACUCGCACUGAUGGGACCCACGUCAAUAAGUGUGGAGGAUAAGUACAAGUACAUGAUUGCCCCGUCUAUGUUCAAGAAAGAGGGUGUAGCAGAUGGUGCUUGGGAUGAUUGAUAUAUAUUUUUAUUGCAUGGAACUUUGGUGCACUUCACAGUGAAGUCCCCAAGAACUCAAGGUUGCCAAGUCACUGACGAAGAAAUCAUGCAUAUAAGUAUACAUAUGCUGCCCAAGACUUGGGGCACGAAGUGCAAAACAUGUUGAAGCUGACAUUGUAAAUACAGAUUCCACUUUCUAUUGGUUCUUUAUACCAUCUGAUGAUGUUGGGGACAAUUGUCGGUGUUUUCAGACUUUGUAAGGUUUGUUGAUGCAUAUUUGUAACCGUCGGCUUAAAAACUUCGUUUUAUUGGAAAGAUGUAGUUUAGCUGGACUCUCUCUCACAAACUGGAAAAUCUUUGGCUCUGUCGAUCGAUAUUGGCUUUACAUCCAUGGAACACAAGUGUAAUACA